Messenger RNA from Penicillium diatomitis, 327 nucleotides. Its product is annotated as thioredoxin family protein. The coding region runs from base 1 to 327 and encodes 108 amino acids. The record is from RefSeq and is a predicted model, not a curated record. Gene Ontology annotation, molecular function: protein-disulfide reductase activity. The transcript has 2 exons. Lineage: Eukaryota; Fungi; Ascomycota; Eurotiomycetes; Eurotiales; Aspergillaceae.
AUGGGUGUCACUGAGAUUAAGUCUGCCAAGGAGUGGGAGGACCUCGUUGUCAAGAGCAAGGAGCCCGUCGUUGUCGACUUCUUCGCCACCUGGUGCGGUCCCUGCAAGGCCGUUUCUCCCCUCGUCGAGAAGCUCAGCGAGAGCGCCACCUCCGUCAAGUUCUACAAGGUCGACGUCGACGAGCUCUCCACCGUCGCCGCUGAGAACGGCAUCUCCGCCAUGCCCACCUUCCUCUUCUACAAGGACGGUCAGAAGCGUGACGACCUCACUGUUCGCGGUGCUCAGCCUCCUCUGAUCCAGAAGGCUGUCGCCGAGAUCGCCGCCUAA